ACCAACGAACUCCCUCCUUACCAACCGCUUCAACACCCUCUCAGCGCCGCUGGUCGUGACAGGCUGCGCCAGCUCUCACAACCCACAAAGUUUGGUGUCCAUCACCAGUUGCUUGCUGAAGUCAUCUCAUGCUUGAGUGAAGCCGCCGCCGAGACCAACGAAGCCUUGAGCAGCAAAGAGACCGACCUCGCUCGCUCAAAAGCCAGGAACCAAGAUGAUCCCACCACAAGCCAACAACGUGUCGAAGAGAUGGAGGCUCAGUUCGAAGAGCUGCAGGCCAAGGUCGACAGCAUAACGGCUCAAAUGGACAAGGAUGUACGCAAGAUGAUCGACGCCGACAACAACAUCGAAGAUAUGCAACACACCCUCGCCGAGCUUGUCAGAGACGUCUCCAAUGCCUCUACCCAGCGUACACAACGCACACAAAGAGAGGAUAGCGAAGAGUACCCCGAUUUUGACCCCACUGAUCCGACAAACGCCACUCAGCGUCCACUUGCCGUUGCCCAUCUCUUCAACGACCGCGUUGCCCGCGCCAAAGACCGCUACAACACUCAAUCCUUGACGAACCGCUACAGUAAGAAUAACCACUACAUCGGCUUCAAGAAAAUCACCCACGACGCUCGCUAUCACAACGACGAUGUUCCUCCACCCCACCUCUGGUUCAAAGAAGACCGCCCCGAUGCUGGAGAAACCGCCUUGGGUACCGAAGACAGUGAUGACGAUCUGCAAAUUGCAAAAGAAACAAUCAGCACAAGAUGUCCAUUGACGUUGCGAGAAUUCGAAGAUCCAGUCACCAGUCGCAAAUGCCCUCAUUCGUUUGAGCGCGAAGCCAUCACCUCCAUGAUCCAGAUGCCUAACAAUCAUGUGCGCUCCGAAGGUGCUGCUGCUGUUCAAUGCCCAGUCCCUGGAUGUCAAAAGCUUUUGACGUUGGCGGAUAUCCACAGUGAUCCUAUGAUCAAGCGCAAGAUUGCGAGAUUGCAAAAGGCUAACCGGGAUGCCGAGGAAGAUAGUGAUGAGGAG
This is a messenger RNA of Aureobasidium namibiae CBS 147.97, 1020 nucleotides long. RefSeq lists its product as uncharacterized. The transcript has a single exon. The annotation marks the transcript as partial. Gene Ontology annotation, molecular function: zinc ion binding; SUMO ligase activity. Gene Ontology annotation, cellular component: Smc5-Smc6 complex; nucleus. The record is from RefSeq and is a predicted model, not a curated record. NCBI's taxonomy places the organism in Eukaryota, Fungi, Ascomycota, Dothideomycetes, Dothideales, Saccotheciaceae. Gene Ontology annotation, biological process: double-strand break repair via homologous recombination; protein sumoylation.